AAUCAAACUGCUCGAUCGUGAGUUUUUUUUGUUUGUUAGAAAGUACUGGUAAGUCAUACUACCUCUUGUUCAUAAGUUCUAUCCAUUUACUAUUUAUAUUGUCAAAACUAAAAACUUUGACCAUCUGUACGUCCAUCUAUCAUAGUACAUGUAUGUAUGAGAAUAAAUAUUAUCUAUGUUAUUUAUUUUCAAAAUAUCAACUUUUUAAAUUUAUUUUCAAAAUAUUAUCUAUGUUAUUUAUUUUCAAAAUAUCUGAACUUAUCUGAAUUUAUUUUAUUUGAAAAAACUUAUUUUUUUUCUGAAAUAAACUUACUUGUCUAUAAUUUUUAAUUUUAAUAGUUCUAUCAUUUCUUUGGUGGUAUCACCCGAUUACCCAUAGGGCUAAUGCGGAUUCGGCGCGAGUUAUGAACGGAUAGGUGUUAAUUUCCUCCCAAUUAUUGUUGCGGGGAUCUAACACGCGUCAUCCCUACCAAAUUCAGCCCCAACUCUAUCAUUAUUUACUACUCCUGUCUCGUUUUACUUGUCUCAUUUUAACUAAAAUACUUUCAUAAAAGUUGGUAAAACGGGGUUAAUAAAUUGAGAUGGAGGGAGCAUAUUGCUUGCAAGACUUGCCUUUAUUUACUUCGUCUGUUCUUAUUUUGUUGACAAAAUUUUUUAGUCACGCUUGCCAAUGUACAUUUUUUUAUCAUUAAUAUCUUUAAUUUUGUAAUAGAUAAAAUUAUAAAAAGUUGAUAGUUUGAAAAUAUUUAUCAAAACGAUUCUAACAAGAUAUCAUAUGACUAUAUUUUACCUUACGCAUAAAUAGCAAAACCUAAAGUCUUAUAUGGGACCAGUCACACCAUCAAUUUGAUGGUGUGACAUGUUCACACUUGUAAAUAAGCCCAACGCGUUUAAAGCCUAUUAACGGAGGUUAACGAAACCCAAAACGGCAGUACAAUUACUUUUAUAGUUUUAGUCAAGGUACUUUUACAGUUUUAUAGUUUUAAGGAAGGUAUUUUCAUAGUUUUAUGGAAGGUACUUUUAUAUUUUUAGUCAAGGUACUUAUAUAGUUUUAUAGUUUUAUGGAAUACAUACUUUUAUAGUUUUAGGGGAGCUACUAUUAUCGUUUUAGUCAAGGUACUUCUAUAGUUUUAUAGUUUCAGAUAAGGUACUUUUAUAGUUUCAGUGGAGAUACUUUAUAGUUUUAGUCAAUGUAUUUCUAUAGUUUUAUAGUUAAUUUGUGGGAAGAUACUUUUAUAGUUUUAGGGGAGGUAUUUCUAUACUUUUUAGGCCAUGGGACCAUCGCUUGCACGCUUGGGAUGUGGGCUAGCAACUUGCUCGUUUCCUUUUCGUCUUGCGUCUAAUGCCUUACGACUAUUAUUUAUCGUAUAGUACUACAGUACUUGAAAAUCCAAUGUCGUACGAUAUGAUUAUUCGUCCGCCCCGACCUACAAAUAUCCGCAAUACGAUAUACGAUUACGAUCCAACGUCUUAUCAUAUAUUUACGUUUUCCGAAUUAAUUUCCUGAAUAGCCAUUAAAUGAAUUUCCGAUUCAUAAUCUGUCGAUCUGUUUUAUGACCUUUUAGCAAUGCUUCAACUAGCUAUUCGGAUCACUUGAUCUCACUGAAUUAAUAAUUCCGUAAUUAAUAUGAACCUUAGUAUUGGACCAAUGCACCUUGGGUGAAGGACACAUUUACUUCAGUGUCCCACUUGUCCUUUAGACAAGUGUGCAUUCCCAUUCCUUUGUCUCCUGGUGUUACUUACUGAACAUACGGUAAGAUCCAAGCCAUCCUUAUUAGGUCCAUAAGUGUUUCUCGAAUUAUUGAGUUCAACUGUUAAACUUUUACAGAAGGUUAAGCCUUAACCAUUCUGAGCACGACCAUGCAUUUUCACAGUAUCUAACUCUUCGAGAGGCCUUGUACAACUACAACACCAUAUCCUAUCAUAGAUGGUAGGACAAUUACUUCUUGUAACUUAUGAACAACUUACUUUGAUUCAUAGCUACCUGAAUACUGCUUUUAUAGUCUCCUUUUACGGUGCGACGUUUAGCGAGCAUCAAAGCGAACUAAUUAUCAAACAAGCAAUCAUACCUACUAAGGUUUUGAGGAAUAGGUUCCAAUCACCAUUAAUGAGAACGAGUUAUGACAUGACUUUAAUCUCUUAAAUUGUUCUCAUGGUCGGGCCGAAAUGUUCAAACAAGGCUUAGGCCCGGCCCAAGCCCACGAGCUUUCGUGCCUGGCCGGCCGGCCCGUCGUGCCUAAGACUAAUUUUACUGAAUUUAGCGUGCUUUGUCUUGCCGGGUCGAGUAGUGCCUUGCCUUGUCGUGCUUUUUCCAAAAAAUUAAGGCCCAGACCCGGCCCACGGCUCACGACUUCGUGCACGUGUCGGGUCCGAUUUUUUCGUGCUCGAGCCGGGCUUUUUUCGUGUCGGGCCUGAUCGGACUUCGUCCCGUCCCGGCCCACAACCAUCUUUAAGUAUUCCUCUCAGUCCAAAUAAGAUACACUGCAAUGCUGAAAACCAUUUUGAAAACUUGAUGUUUACCAGAAUUUGAGUUACAGCAAGAUACCAUGUAUUGUAUUGGACUUAUUUUGACUGAACUAAUAUUAUCUAAACUUAUCUGAAUUUAUUUUAUCUGAAAAAAACUUAUUUUAUAUGAAAUAAACUUAUUUGUGUGUGAAAAUGUCUGAAAAAAAAAAAACUUAUUUUUGCUGGACCUAUAUUAUCUGAAAUUAUCUAAAACUAAACUUAUCUGAACUUGUUUUUACUUAUUUAGAACAGAGGCUAAUUAAUUUCAUGCUCCAAAAUUGAUUGUUUAUAUUUAUCUAGAAACGUCUUAAACAAACUCUACCAACACAAUUCAGUUACAGUAAAUGAGAAGUAAUACCCGUAAAAUUCAAAUAUCGUUAAGAAUGCCCGCGAAAAUAUGUCUAUCCCCAAAUUCAAAUCUGCUAUAAAUAGUUAAAUACCCAACGCCUAGAGCUUCCCAUAACAAAUACUCCACUCCGAAUCUUGUAACCAACACUCAGUAUCGACCAGAGAGAGAAAUACAGUUAGAGAAAGAAUGGCGUGUCCAGCGAUGGCGAGUCCAGUUGAAGAGCAGAUUCAUCAGCAUUAUCAGCACCGUAUGCAAAUAACAGAGCAAGUGAUGGAUUGCAAGCUCAAAGGGAAGAAACAGCUUUCUCUCGAGAGCUACCUUCACUAUCUUCUCUCUCGUGAUUUCUCCAAGUUCACCGUCGGUGAAAUCAAUCAGAUAGUUUCAAUCCAUGGUUUCAAGAAGCCUGGUCGGCUGAAGAAAGCUGAAGAAGCAGUGAAAGCAAUUGAGCCAAUGCAUCCUGCCCGAUCAACUCUGAAGGAAGGCAUUUCAUCGUCAACCAAAGCAACCAUUGAUAUCAGUGAAGCAAUCAGGGAUCUUAAGAUUCUCAACUGGCAAGAGUGCUCCAUAACUUCGAUCAAAUUACUCAAACCAGAGAAUGACAAAAUCGUCCUCGUUUCUCCCUCCACUACAUCCACGAAGUCGAAAUCUGUGAAGACUGCGCAGAAACCGAAAUCUCUGGAGGCGGUAGAGAAGUCCAAGUUAGCUUCGUCGAUGAGUAUCGGUAGCGGUCCGAACAACAACGGUAGUUCUGGUGCCCCUGUUUUCCCCUCCACAUCAGCCACCAAAAUGCAGAAAACGACAAAGCGGCGUAAGCUAUCAUCCUUGAAAGAGAGCUCCUGCAGUGGUCCGACUAACACCGAUAGUGGUGGUUCAGGUGAUGCUCCAUCGUCCUCGUUUGGCGCCAGAGGAAAGAGUGGUGGUGGAAAGAAAAGGCUUCAUGCCAAUGUCACUGAUCUAAGGACAACUUAGCCGUACUUGAUUGAGUUUUCAAUUGAAGCUUAUGGGGUAAUGGUAGGUAGUUUUAGUGUUACUAACUACAGUAACUAGUUUCAUAAUGACGGAUUUGAAUUUUGGAGGGAAUAGAUGGUACUUCAUUUUGAUUAUAUGCAUUUCAUUUUGUUUAAUUUCAGUGGUACUAUUUCAUCAGAGACUGUAAUUUUGGAUUUUGCUAUGCUAAUUGAAGACAUUAUUGGAA
Spinacia oleracea (spinach) is the source of this 4049-nucleotide messenger RNA. RefSeq lists its product as uncharacterized. Bases 3041 to 3823 code for a protein of 260 amino acids. The transcript is spliced from 3 exons. NCBI's taxonomy places the organism in Eukaryota, Viridiplantae, Streptophyta, Magnoliopsida, Caryophyllales, Amaranthaceae. The record is from RefSeq and is a predicted model, not a curated record.